UCAGGAGAAGAAGAUCCCAAAGAGAAGCAUCUGGAAUCUCCGGCGAGGUGCUACGAUCCGGUCCGGUGUCCUUGCGGAGCACGAUAAGCUUGUGCUUCUCUUCCUCUUCUUCUUCUUCUUCGAGUUCAUCGGCCAUGGCGGAGCACGCGGAGGAGUCGAAAGUGGAGGGUCUCGUGGAGAAGAUCAAGGAGGAGCUCCAUGAUUCAUCGUCCUCUGAUUCGGACCACGAGAAGUCGGAACCCUCAUCGUCUUCGGUCAAAGCCAAGAUUUUCCGCCUCUUUGGCCGUGAACAGCCCGUCCACAAGGUCCUCGGCGGCGGCAAACCUGCUGAUGUAUUCUUGUGGAGGAACAAGAAGGCAUCGGCUGUGGUCCUUGGUGGGGCCACCGCAAUCUGGGUCUUGUUCGAGCUCAUGGAGUACCACCUGCUCACUCUGGUCUGUCAUGGCCUCAUACUCUCCCUUGCCAUCCUCUUCCUCUAUUCCAAUGCCACUACCUUCAUCCACAAAUCUCCACCGCGCAUUCCAGAAGUGAGCAUCCCUGAAGACCUCACUGUGGACAUUGCUCGUUCCUUGAGGUAUGAGAUCAACAGGGCCAUCGCUGUUCUAAGGGAGAUCGCUCUUGGAAGGGACCUCAAGCAAUUCCUUGGUGUGAUUGCAGGACUCUGGCUGCUUUCAGUUGUUGGUGGCUGCUGCAAUUUCAUAACCUUGUUCUAUAUUGUGUUUGUCUUGCUGCAUACAGUGCCUUUCGUCUAUGAGAAGUAUGAUGACAAGAUUGAUGCAUUUGCGGAGAAAGCCAUGAUAGAGAUAAAGAAGCAGUAUGCCGUUUUCGAUGCCAAGGUUCUAAGUAAGAUACCCAAAGGUCCAUUGAAAAACAAAAAGCAGAACUAGGAAGGGAGAUGGUAUAUUGGGAUUGUGUUUGGUUCUAUUACUUGUGCUUGGGUACGCUUUGGAUCUCAUCAUGUUUUGUGGUCUUUUAGUGUGUUCUCUGGUUGGCUGCAAUUUAGCAUAACAUAAUGUUCAAUAGUAGCACUAAUGCUGUUAUGUGGAUGUUAUAAUACUGUUGAGAGUAUUAUUUGUUAUGCCUAGUAUUUUUGUUUAUGCUGUGAGUCUGACCUUUUAACUGGAAAUUUAGCAGUUGUUUCUGUUUA
Messenger RNA from Dioscorea cayenensis subsp. rotundata (Guinea yam), 1147 nucleotides. Its product is annotated as reticulon-like protein B2. The transcript has 5 exons. The record is from RefSeq and is a predicted model, not a curated record. Bases 135 to 887 code for a protein of 250 amino acids. NCBI's taxonomy places the organism in Eukaryota, Viridiplantae, Streptophyta, Magnoliopsida, Dioscoreales, Dioscoreaceae.